ACCUAAAUAGAUUGACAUCAAGUCACAGAACAAAAUAUAAACACUUUUAGCGUCACUUUAAUAUGAUAUAAUAAUAAUACGACUUAGUUGAUCCGAUAUGGCGAAUUCUUCGCAGAAUAUGCCCAUUUCCCAGAUCCUCAAGUCCAAGGCGGAAUUCGAGGAUGAGCCGAAGAAAAAGUCUAGGGAGGACUGGAGAAAAGCAAAGGAGUUAGAGGAGGCGAGAAAAGCGGGUACCGCACCCGCCGCAGUCGACGAAGAAGGUAAAGACAUCAACCCGCACAUUCCCCAGUACAUUUCCACAGCUCCGUGGUAUUAUGGAACAAGUGGCCCUACUCUCAAACAUCAGCGGCCUCAGGAAGAGAAACAGAAGCAGUAUAGUGAGAUUGAUGAGUGGUACAAAAGAGGUGUGGACACUAGUAAAGUUGUUAUAAAAUACAGAAAGGGAGCAUGUGAAAACUGUGGUGCCAUAACACAUAAAAAGAAGGAUUGCAUGGAAAGGCCGAGAAAGGUUGGAGCCAAAUAUUCAGGUGCCUGCAUUGCUGCCGAUGAGUUCAUACAAAAGAAUUUGGCUUUAAGCUUUGAUGGAAAAAGAGACAGAUGGAGUGGGUACGAUCCCUCUGAACAUAAGUCAGUUAUUGAAGAGUUCCAGAAGGUAGAAGAUGCUAAAAGACAACUGAAAGCUGAUAAACUAAAUGCAAAUGAAGAUAGUGACGAAGAAGUAGAUAAAGAUGAGGACAAAUAUGUAGAUGAAGUUGAUAUGCCUGGUACAAAAGUAGACAGUAAACAAAGAAUUACUGUCAGAAAUUUAAGGAUAAGAGAAGACACUGCUAAAUACUUGAGAAAUUUGGAUCCAAAUUCAGCUUAUUAUGAUCCAAAAACGCGUUCUAUGAGAGAAAAUCCGAAUCCAAGCAAGGAUGACACAUAUGCAGGGGAAAAUUUUGUUCGUUUUACAGGUGAUACAACAAAACAUGCUACAGCUCAAUUGUUUGCCUGGGAAGCAUAUGAGAAAGGUGUUGAUGUCCAUCUUCUUGCUGAGCCUACUAAAUUGGAGUUGUUACAAAAGGAAUAUGAACAGAAGAAAGAUCAGUUUAAAGGCAAAAUACAAGAUAACAUCUUAGAAAAAUAUGGGGGUGAGGAACACUUACAGGCGCCACCAAAAACUUUACUAUUGGCUCAGACUGAGGAUUACAUAGAAUAUUCAAGGUCUGGAAAAAUUAUCAAAGGUGAAGAAAAACAAAUUAUUAAAUCCAAAUAUGAGGAAGAUGUGUAUAUUAAUAAUCACACCUCUGUUUGGGGUUCAUUUUGGAAGGCUGGACAUUGGGGGUAUAAGUGUUGCCACUCUUUUAUAAAGAACUCCUACUGUCUUGGAGAAAGUGGUAAGAAUGAAAACACAGUUCCUCCACCUGUGGAAAAUACUGAGACAAAUGUGGAAAAGAAGGCUUCCUCAUCUGAAAAUGAAUCCAGUUCUAGUUCCAGUGAUGAUGAGGAAAAGCAAAAGAAAGAAAGGAAAAAGAAGAAAAAGAACAAAAAGAAAAAGCAGAAAGAAAAAAAUAAAAAGAAAAAUAAGGAAGCAAAGGAUAAACUGAAAGAAGCAUUAAAAGCUGAAGAAGAUAGGCGAGAAGAAGCUGAGAGGAUACUUGCUAUGGAUGAAAGGAAGCGACCUUAUAAUAGUAUGUUUGAGGCUAAACAGCCAACAGAAGAAGAAAUGGAGGCAUACUAUUUAAAACGGAGAAGGGAAGAAGAUCCUAUGAAUCAGUUUAUGUAA
This is a messenger RNA of Aethina tumida (small hive beetle), 1765 nucleotides long. RefSeq names its product pre-mRNA-splicing factor Slu7 (gene Slu7). The record is from RefSeq and is a predicted model, not a curated record. Gene Ontology annotation, cellular component: spliceosomal complex. Gene Ontology annotation, molecular function: pre-mRNA 3'-splice site binding. The transcript has a single exon. Gene Ontology annotation, biological process: mRNA splicing, via spliceosome. Lineage: Eukaryota; Metazoa; Arthropoda; Insecta; Coleoptera; Nitidulidae. Bases 98 to 1765 code for a protein of 555 amino acids.